This is a messenger RNA of Saprolegnia diclina VS20, 1655 nucleotides long. RefSeq lists its product as hypothetical. Bases 95 to 1549 code for a protein of 484 amino acids. The record is from RefSeq and is a predicted model, not a curated record. The transcript has a single exon. NCBI's taxonomy places the organism in Eukaryota, Oomycota, Saprolegniomycetes, Saprolegniales, Saprolegniaceae. Gene Ontology annotation, molecular function: metal ion binding; acid phosphatase activity.
AAGCGCCAUCCGGUACGACACAAACACAAUCCAAAGUGUCACUCAAAAUCCUAAUCCUUCACCACACAAUCCAAGGGUCAUUUUUCAUUUUGCCAUGUUCCCCACACUCGCGUCUCUUCUCGCCUCGGCGGUGCUUGUCACGGCGGCCGUCGACCAAGUGCACCUUGGGCUCACCAACGCCAACGUCGACUGCCCCAACGGCGUCUCUGUUGCAUUUGCGAGUGACGUGAACAGCCCGCUCUCGGUGUCAUAUGAGACGACCGGUGCAUCGCCAAAGUCGGUGCUGACGACGGUCGACUCGUACAAUGUCACGUCAACAUUGUACAACUACACGUCGCCGUUUCUGCACACGGCGCGGCUCUGCAACCUUCAGCCGGGCACGACGUACACGUAUGCAAUUGAAGCCGGGACUGCGGGGUGUGGGUUCGUCUUUGACAACUCGUUUGUGACUCCGCCGAGUUCGACCAGUGGCGAUGCGCCCACGGUGUUGGGGAUCGUCGGCGACAUUGAUGUGCCCCACAUCACCGAGACACUUGCAAACCUUGCGGCCACCAAACCCCACGGUAUCUUGAUCGCAGGCGACUACGCGUACGCCAACGGCAAGCACGAGCACUGGGACGCGUGGUACCAAGCCGCGCAGCCCGUCUUUUCGUCGAUCCCGACGCUCGGCAUCAGCGGCAACCACGAGACGAUCAAGGGGGGCGGGCCCACCAAGCCCAACGACGUUAAGUACGUCUCUGAAAACUACCUCGGGUACAUCCACCGCGCCAACAACCCCGUCUCGGCGGCGCAGAACGCCAAGCUUCGCACGUACUACUCGAUUGACAUUGGCCACGUCCACGCUGUCUUUGUUGAUGACUAUACCGGCACCCGCGGCGACGACAAGAGCGCUGUGGGGACGCCGUUUUGGCUCAACGAACGCAACUUGCAGCUCCAAUGGCUCGAAACCGACUUGGCGGCGGUCGACCGCAAGAAGACACCGUGGGUCCUCGUCAUCAAGCACAACCCGUACUACAACUCGUGGGACUCGCACCAAUGCCAGUGCGGUCCAACCCGGUUUGAGAUUCCCGACGCCGACAAGUGCUGGGCGGGCAAGUACGAUGCGACGAGCUCCGGGACGCUUCUCAAGGAGCCGCACUGCGCCAACCAGGCCAAGUUUGAAGAUUUGUACGUGCAUCAUGGCGUCGACAUGGUGAUUGCGGGCCAUGUGCACGCGUACGAGCGCACGGCGCCGAUCGUCCAGAACAAAAUCGACUCGAAAAACGGCGUGGUGUACCUCUCGACGGGCGCCGGUGGCCGCGACUAUGUGUGCAAGCCCCUCCCGUCGUCGUCACCGUGGUCGACCAAGAUGAUUGCCGAGAUUUACGGCGUCAACAAGGCCAUUGCGACGCGCGAUACGCUCAACGUGACAUGGGUGGCCAACGCCAACGGCACGGUCCUUGACGCGUUCAUGCUCCAGCGCAUCAAUGGAGUGCGGACGCUCGUUGAUCUCUCGGCCGGUCUUCCGUCGCCCAUCCCCGAUGCGGGGGCCGAGUGCGCGAGCGACUAGGACGGCGUGAUGACUAAAACAGCGCUCGGGUCAAAGUCAAAGGAUGGUGUUGGGAGGUCCAUAAGUGUAAUUGUUUGUUGAACGAAUCAUGGAUUUUUCUUUUGGA